Fraxinus pennsylvanica is the source of this 438-nucleotide messenger RNA. The record is from the annotation of a GenBank genome assembly. Lineage: Eukaryota; Viridiplantae; Streptophyta; Magnoliopsida; Lamiales; Oleaceae.
AUGAGUCACCUUGAACAACAAUUAGAGGUCAGAAGAGCUGUGACAAAAAUUUCCCAUUUGGAUUUGGUUGAUCGACCAGUAAUUGUAUUGGAAAAGACAAACGCUGUGCCUGAGCAUAAUCAAUAUUUUCAGCAAUUUCAAAAUAUCAUGAACCGCGGUAUAGUAGUCCAUAACAAAAUAAAAGCAUCAUUACGAGAUCUUUCAAGGACCAGAGAUGUGCAAGCUUGCAAAGCAGCUCGCAAAGCUGCUGACAAUUCGCUUAAGGAUCUGUCCAAAGAGUUGAAGCCCUUGUUGUCAUUCUUGCAAUCUUCCCCCCAAGCUGUUCAAAUUUUGUCUAAGGUGGAGGAGCUGGUUGCCAAGGAGAAGGAACUGCAAGAGAAGCUAAUGUUGAAACACUCCACGGUGGUAGAUUGUUAUGAGAAGAAAUUUGGGGGAUGA